UGUAGUUUUUCUGUCAUCUCAGACAAGCCAUCUCAGUGUGGAUCAGGACCAUGAAUGUUCUACCUAACCCCAUGACCAGGGUCCAUCAGGAGCAGCCUCUCCCUCUCUGCUCCCAGGGGGCCCACCGCCAGGACUUCUCCUCCAGGUGUCCUCUAGGGCUUGGUGCUGGUCAUGGGGGCAGGCUUAGGGCCAUGGGGGGGCCUCUGGGGCCCCAGAGACCAGGCAAGUCACCGCGGGAGCUGAGCCCUGAGGAGCAGCAGGAUCUAAGGAGGAAGAUCAACAGCCGGGAGAGGAAGAGGAUGCAGGACCUGAACGUCGCCAUGGACGCUCUGAGGGAGGUGAUGGUGCCUUACGCCUCCUCCUCUCCUUCCUCCUCGUCCUCCUCCCAGGGGCCACACUCCCACCAGCAGCAGCCAGGGGCCCCACCUGGACGCAGGCUCUCCAAGAUCUCCACCUUGGUCCUGGCCCGUAACUACAUCCUCCUCCUGGGCUCGUCUCUACAGGAGAUGCGCCGGCUCCUGGGGGAGGUGAGUGUCGGGGUGGGGGUGAACACGGGGCCUGUCCCCAGGCUGCUCCUGGCCGGGGGUUGGCCCCUCCUCACCGGUCCCAGUCAGCUUCUCCUCUCCCCAGAGUCUCUCCUGACCUCGGUCUCCUCCUCCUCCAAGUGUCCUCUCUUGCCUCCUGGCCACUUGGAGGGCCCCAUGGCCCCGGUGCAUUGGGGCUCAGCUGGGGCUCCUGGUGGUCCACUCUGCCCCUGUGUGGUGUGCAGGCACCCCAGCCCUGGACCCAGGUUCCCCAAGUGAAGCCUGGCUGGGACGAACUCUCAUGUGUUCUUCUGAUCUGCUACAAUGACUGAUUCUUCUGAGCGGAUGGACUUCUGGUUAUGGUUUAUAAUCUUUUUCUGAAGAUAUUACAUGUUAUUUUUUUGAAUGAGUAUUUUCUUUCUUAUGUCUGACUAAUUCAAUGAUAACUUUGUUGUAAUGGACCUUGUCCAUUAGGUUUUUAUUAAUCUCUCGUGGACAGAUGAAUCUGUCAAGGCUCAUGUAUAAUUAUGUGAUACGAGCAGCAGUAGUUCCUAGUUUGGGGUUUUUGCUGUUAAUUAUUUGGACAAAUGAGGAUUAGGCGAAGGUGGUACUAAAAUGGGCGUAGUGAUUUUCAAGCCCGUGUUUCGGAUGAAAAACAGUUUCCACAGACACAAAGUCAAAAUUGUCUGUAUCGUAAAAAUGUAUGAAAACUAAAAUGUGCUUUUUGGGCAUGAUAAACACGGGUGAAAUUCGCAGAAGGGAGGGGCUUGGCCGAGAGUUUCCAUUUGAGAGGGAGGAGACAUCACUUCCUUCCCUUAAACAAAUGUUAACGGCAUUUCCCCCGAAGUAAAACAGGAAAUGAUAAACUUUCACAACAUACUUUUACUUCUGGGUAACGAGAUUAGUUUUUUUUUAUUGGUGACUGUGGUCAGUAAAAGUCAAUGUAUUUGAUAUUUUAUGAACAAAUUCUAUUUUAUAUGAUAACAGGGGAAGAUACGUGUAAGUUCUA
Messenger RNA from Salvelinus sp. IW2-2015, 1533 nucleotides. Its product is annotated as oligodendrocyte transcription factor 1-like. The record is from RefSeq and is a predicted model, not a curated record. Lineage: Eukaryota; Metazoa; Chordata; Actinopteri; Salmoniformes; Salmonidae. Gene Ontology annotation, cellular component: nucleus. Gene Ontology annotation, biological process: axon development; positive regulation of transcription by RNA polymerase II; sensory organ development. Gene Ontology annotation, molecular function: DNA-binding transcription factor activity, RNA polymerase II-specific; E-box binding; protein dimerization activity.